Molecule: messenger RNA, 1663 nt
Organism: Neofelis nebulosa (Clouded leopard)
Lineage: Eukaryota; Metazoa; Chordata; Mammalia; Carnivora; Felidae
Gene: LDHAL6B
Product: lactate dehydrogenase A like 6B
Exons: 1
Coding region: 62-1207 (381 amino acids)
Biological process (GO): carboxylic acid metabolic process
Cellular component (GO): cytoplasm
Molecular function (GO): L-lactate dehydrogenase (NAD+) activity
Source: RefSeq, a predicted model, not a curated record
GUCACAGAGCUUGUCUGCAGUUUUCUUCCUUUCUCUCCCUCCACCUCGUGAGCGAGUAGCCAUGAACUGGUCUGUGGGAGUCCUGCGGGCCGGCCGGAGAGUGGAGGCUGCGAGAGUGAAUUUCCUGUGCCCGAGGGGGGCGCUGUGUCCCCGCCAGCCGUCAGGCAUCCCCCUUCCGGUCGCCUGGCCCGUCACCCUCGUGUCCAGGAUGGCGACCAUCAAGUGUGAGCUUAUCAAGAAUUUCACCUCCGAGGAGGCCGUUCAUCACAACAAAGUCUCCAUUAUAGGAACCGGAUCGGUUGGCAUGGCCUGUGCUAUCAGCAUCCUGUUAAAGGGUUUGACCGAUGAACUUGCCCUUGUGGAUGUUGAUGAAGACAAACUGAAGGGUGAGACCAUGGAUCUGCAACAUGGCAGUCCGUUCGUGAAAAUGCCGACUAUUGCCUCCAGCAAAGAUUACCCUGUCACUGCAAACUCCAACCUUGUGGUCAUCACAGCAGGUGCACGCCAGGAAAAAGGAGAAACACGGCUUAAUUUAGUCCAGCGCAACGUGGCCAUCUUUAAGUUAAUGAUUUCCAAUAUUAUCCAGUAUAGCCCUCGCUGCAAACUGAUUGUUGUUUCCAAUCCAGUAGAUAUAUUAACUUACGUGGCCUGGAAAUUGAGUGGAUUUCCCCAAAACCGUGUUAUUGGAAGUGGUUGUAACCUGGACACUGCCCGUUUCCGUUUCUUGAUUGGGCAAAAGCUUGGUAUUCACUCUGAAAGCUGUCAUGGGUGGGUCCUUGGAGAGCAUGGAGAUUCCAGUGUCCCUGUGUGGAGUGGAGUGAACAUCGCUGGUGUCCCUCUGAAGGCUUUGAAUUCAGAUAUAGGAACUGAUAAAGAUCCCGAGAAGUGGAAAAAUGUCCACAAAGAUGUAAUUGCCAGUGCCUAUGAGAUUAUUAAAAUGAAAGGUUAUACUAAUUGGGCCAUUGGCUUAUCUGUAGCUGAUUUAACGGAAAGCAUUUUGAGGAAUCUUAGAAGAGUGCAUCCAGUUUCCACCAUAAUUAAGGGUCUGUAUGGGAUAAACAAAGAAGUAUUCCUCAGUGUCCCAUGUGUCUUGGGAGAGAGUGGUAUUGCAGACCUUGUAAAGGUGACGCUGACCCCUGAAGAACAGGCCCGUCUGAAGAAGAGUGCGGAAACACUGUGGGAGAUUCAGAAGGAGCUUGAGCUUUAAAGUUGUUUGAAACUAUCUUUCAGAAGUUACUGAAGAGAUAGUAGGUGUGGGGUUGUGUAUGUCAAAUUUUUUAAUAAACUUGAAAUUGCUAGAAGUUGGAAAUAGGAAAGGAAGUACAGUGACUCAUCUGUUUAUUCCCCAGCUUUUUUAUUUAGCAUCCAGAUGUCAGGAUGAUUUUUUCUUCCCCACACAAUUCCUAAGUGACUGCAUCAAAGGUGUUUUUGUACCACUGAUGUGCCAGUACUUGCCAUAUAUAUUUAGAGAGAGAGUUGCUAUUUGGUCCAAAAGGAUAAAGGAUGUAGGUGUUUAUUGUGUUACAGAAAUGAUAAUUUUCAUUAAGUACAUGUUAAUUUUUUCAUUCCGGCUGGCUUACACCUACUGUGUUCAUUUAUAUACUGUUUUUAAGAAGUUGUGACUUUCUCUACAACGUAAAAAUAAAUAUACACACAGACAGAA